UGAAAGCAUCAGUCAUUACAUGUGUACUGUAUGUGGUGCCCAUACCUGGAGACGUCUGUGGAUACUGCUUACCUGCGCAUCUCAUAUGUGGACACAAGGCUAGGAUGGAGAAGAGUAGUCAGUGGUAACACACUGCUCCGAGUAGAGCAUGCUCUGCAUCCUGGACUGGGGAGCUCUCCAGCAAGCAGCCUGGAAGAAUCACUUUACAGUCUCUGUUGUUCUGUCCCACAUCAGCCUGAAAGAAUUACUUUACAGUCUCUGUUCACAUCAGCAAGAAAACCGCACUCCAGCCCAAAGCCCGGGAACCUGAACUCCUCCUACAUCCUCUGGGACCAACAACUUCAUUUCUCUCUUACUCAACGACACAGCGGCCUCAUGUGACUGGAGAAAGGCAUCACAGUCUGUGUGAAACCUUAUCACUAGCAAUACAGCGCAAUGUAAAUUGGUGUUUCUAGGGGCUGCCCCCUACUUGACUAUUCAUAGUAACCACCUUGUGCAUCACGGACAGCAGCUAGAUGGACUAGGAGUGACUCUGUAAGGACCUGGUAGGUUUUCACAGGUAUCUGGAGCCAUGCUGACUACAGUGCAUCUUAAAGCUGCUAGAGAGUGCAUGGAGGAGGAUCCAUAGAGCAAACUUGAAGAUCAAGGUAAAUGGAGGACCCAGAAGCACAUCUAUUCCAGUCACGGAAAGGGAAUAGAAUAGAACAGAUGGUAGUGAGAUGGCUACGGCGAUCACGAGAUGGUUCAUCUCGUGGAAGAAGCUCAACCGGGGACACUCCAUCCAUAGGUCCAAACCAAUAUGCAUGUUCAAUGAAGAUCACCUUGGACAUCAAGAAAGAUUUGCACCUUGACAGCUAUGGCUUUGACAUAUCUCUGAACCACCCUCUAUCUGUCACAGCUGUUACUGCAGGCGGUCCAGCUGAAGGGAAAUUAUUGCCAGGGGAUCAAAUCUUUGCAAUCAACAAUGAAAAUGUGGAAAACAUCAAUGUUCAGAAGGCAACAGACAUGGUCAGGGAUUCGGGGGACACUGUUACUAUAACAGUCCUGCGAGGUACUUCGAGUCCCAAAUCAUCAUUUCUUACAGCAGAGAAAAGGGCCAAAUUAAAAAGCAACCCAGUGAAAGUAAGGUUUGCUGAAGAAGUGAUUGUAAAUGGCCACACUCAGGGGAAUUCUCUUCUGUUUAUGCCUAAUGUCCUUAAGGUCUACUUGGAAAAUGGUCAGACAAAGGCUUUUAAAUUUGAGAAGACAACAACUGUUAAGGACAUCCUCAUGACCCUUAAGGAGAAGCUUUCAAUAAAUGUAAUUGAGCACUUUGCACUAGCGCUAGAAGAGCAAUAUAACAUCUCAAAGCUUUACCUUCUUCAUGAAGAUGAACUUAUAGAACAGGUGGUGCAGAAGAAAGAAUCUCAUGACUAUAGAUGUCUCUUCAGAGUUUGCUUUGUACCCAAAGAUCCACUUGAUCUCCUUCAGGAGGAUCCAGUUGCCUUUGAGUAUCUCUACUUACAGAGCUGCAGUGAUGUACUUCAGGAGAGAUUUGCGGUUGAGACGAAGUGCAGCGUUGCAUUACGUUUGGCUGCUUUGCACAUCCAGGAACGUAUUCAUUCUUGUGGACAAUCACAGAAGAUAACAUUCAAAUAUAUUGAAAAAGACUGGGGAAUAGAUAACUUUUUAUCCCCAACUUUACUUCGGAACAUGAGAGGGAAGGACAUAAAGAAAGCAAUCGGCUUUCACAUGAAGAGGAACCAAUGCAUUCUCGAACCAAGACAAAAGCAGCCAAUAUCUGCAAGUCAGGUUCGAUUGCAAUAUUUAAAAAUCCUCGGAGACUUAAAGACCUAUGGGGGGAAAAUAUUCAAUGCCACACUAAUGCUACAAGACAGAGAAUCAUACGUUACACUUCUUGUUGGAGCCAAGUAUGGUAUCAGCCAGAUUAUUAACAACAAACUGAACAUCAUGAUAACCCUAGCAGAAUUCUCAAGUAUCAGCAAGAUAGAGCUAACUGCAGAGUCAGAAAAAGUAAGCAUGGUGAAGGUUUACCUGCAGGAUGUCAAGCCUCUUUCCCUUUUGUUGGAGUCGAAUAGUGCAAAGGACAUUGCAUGUCUCAUUUUUGGUUACUGCAAGCUGUUUGGGAGUACUUCAACAUCAAUCUUUGAGUGGCCUAGUAAUAACUUAUACCACAGGGUAUCUACAGAGGAAGGAUAUGAAUCUAGAGCUUGCAGUGACUCAGAAGAGUUGGAUUCUUCAGAGCUGGAUUCUUCACAAGACCCAUCAUCAGAUCUUCACUUUUUGAAGUCCCGAAAUAUAAAACCUUUGCAGGAGGAGGAUGAGGAAGAAGACCGGGAAAAUGAAUGUGAGAUUAAGCAAAAUAAAGACAACAAAAAUUGCGACAUUAAAUUAAAAUAUCACCGUGAUGGUACAAUCAAUGAUACGGACAGCAUUUCCGAAAACUCAGAUUCUGCUAAUACAGAAAGUCAAGGUUAUAAAAUCAGCUGGUCCAGUGAUUCAAUGGAUGGUCUGGAAGAAGAUGACCUUGAGACAUGUUCCUCAAGUAAGCCGGAGUUUUUUCAGUUUUAUACACCUAUUUUGAAAGAUAUCUCUACAGAAGACCAAAGUGUCUUUACUGAUAAUCCUGAACAGAAAUGCAAAGAAAAUGAGCAAGAUCCAUUGUUAUGCUUUUUGCAGCAGAUUAACAGCAGAGAAGAUACAGCUACAGAUUUAAAGGAGACGUCUAUAUCUCCCAAAGAGAUGGGCAACAGAGAGGAUAAUGAUCUGCAAAGCUUCUUUGGCUGUCAGUUUACAGAAAAUAAUGUCAUGGAGUACUACAGUCUGUGCUCUGUUUCCCCUGCCAGCAGUGUGGAUAGGAACAUUCCUAGCAGCCCAGAAAGCAACUGUGUAAAGGAUCAAAUAGCAGAAGCUAAGGUGCAACAUAAAGUGUAUGGUCAUGGAAGGAAAGAUGAAGUGGAAUGUCUUAUACUUGACCCACCACCAGGUUUUGGAGACAGUAGCUCUGAAGAGGAAUUUUUCGAUGCUACUGAUCGGUUCACACCCACAUUAACUUCCCCUGGUUCAAAAUUAGAGAACAAAUGUUCCUAUGCAGGCAGACAAGUAUUGCAUGGCUCUCCUGUUGAAUUAGAGAAAAAUUCUACUGAAAGAAGUAAAAUGACAAAGCACACUAGAAAGUCAACACAAAUACGUAAAAGAAGGUCUUUUCUACAGACAGACUAUACCACUCAAGUCACAUUUCCUUUAUCACCCUUAGACUCUUUGGAGACUAUGGAUCAUGUAUGUUGUUUUGAGAAAGAGCCUCACCUACCAGUAGACUCACAUUCACCUACUGUUUCCUCCUUGAAAGACAUUGAGUGCGAACCUGCUCUUCUAGAAACCAAACCGCUUGUACAAAACAAACCCAUAGCUAAAUCUAAGAGCAAAGCACAUUCGCCCAGUCUAAUGGAGAUGGAGCCUGACACCAUGGAGACUAAAUCUGUGACUGAUUCAGUAUUGUCCUCUAUAUCUGCUAUUCGCUUCAGGAGUGACUCUGGAGCUACGGAGAGAAAUUCCAAUGACAGUCAUUCUUUUUAUAGCAAUACAGACUGGAAUAUCGAAGAACACACUGGCCAAGCCAGUCCAUCAGAAAUAUCACUAGAAAUAUUUAGAAACAGCACAGAUGGAGUCAUUCUUUUCUGCCCAGAAUCAACUGAUAAUGAUGAAGAAAACUGCUUGAAUGAGGCAACAAAGGCAGACAACUCUGAGAAAAAUGCUAACAUCAUAUUCAAAAACAUAUUUCAAAAUGAUGAUGAAAAGAUUACCGAAGAAGAUAUUAAUUCAAAAUUCACAGUUCCUCCCACUGAUAGAAUGCUACCAUACAUUGCUCAGUUAGAAGACACAAAACCAUUAAUUCACAAUUUUCUAAGAGCAGACUCUGCCACAACCGAAGGAGAAAUCAGUAAAGAAAGUUCUCUAAAAAAAUUUAAAACACGGAAACUGUUUGGUUUCUCCAGUGAUACUGAUUUACUUUUAGAUUUUAAGGGACUUGCUGAUCUGUUUACUAAUUUCCCCAUCACUUCAUUUAAAGAUGGAACCUCUACAUUACCAGAUGCAUCUUCUUCUGAAGAGGAAAUGCAUCUUUUAACAAAUCAAAAACGAGAGCAGUUUACUUUAGAUGAUUCCCCUAGUAUGAUAAGACUGUCUGGUGGUAAGAAAGAAUUAUCGGCACCAUGCUUGAGUUCCUCUGAUACAACAUUGGAUAUGCUCAAAUUGAGUUGUGAUGAAAAUGAAGACUUAAUAGACUCUGAUGUUGCUACAGUGAGUUCAAAUAAAGGCUAUAAUGGGCAUGCCACAUACAUAAAGAGAAAUGUAUCAGAACUAACCUCAAUCACACCAAGGUUAGCUGACUCCACUAACUUAGCGUUUAAAGGUUAUGAAGCUUUAGUCAUAGAAAAUACAUCUCACAAUUAUGGUUCAGAUAAGAAAAAACAUAAGACAUCCAAAGUAGGAAAUUGCAGCUGUCAAUUAUCAUAUACAACCUGUUUUCGGUCUACAGACAAUGACAUAGAAGAUGAAAUUAUUGAUUUUACUAGAAGUGCUUCUCCAUUGCCUAGAACAAUACCACCUACUCCUGUUGGCUCAUUGUUUGUGGAAAAUGAUGAAAAUCCAAAUGAUACCUCCAGAAACAAUAUAUCCUGCUUAGAACAUUUCGAAGCUCUUGGUCUUCUGAGGAGAAGAAUACAAGAUUCUCCAACUGGUUUUGGCAAAUUACAAGACAAUGUAUUAGAUCUACAAAAGAUUUUAGAGGAAUACAAAGACAAGCUUAAAGUACACCCUCGGGACAAAUGUGCUGCACUGUUUUCAGAACAAAAGUCCUGCCUUUGUAACGUGUCUCGUAUGAUGAUGUCUUCUUCACAGAAAGUGCUGAAAUCAGACCAGUUAGCUGAAGAGAUUUAUCAGGGUGUAGAGGAAACAUUUUUUGGUCUAAUGCAAAUGAUGGAAGUGUGUCUCCAAUUUUCUAAUUGUGUCGGGUGCAAUAAACGACAAAUGGAUCUCCAAACUAAUUUACGUGAUCUCAUAUGUACCUACCAUCAGUUUGUCCAAUCGGCCAAGAAGGCUUCAGAAAGCGAAGAUCGCGAUUUGCAUUCCAAACUGCUAGCUCGCCAGUGCACUGCUCUCACCGCUGCUAUAUUUUGCCUGACACAGCAAUUCAGAUCACUGGUUUCUCUCUAAAAAAAAAACGCAAAUAAGAAGAUAAUAAGAAUGUCUCUUUAUGAAACUUGUCAAAAGACUUCCCCUACCUACCAAAGCUUUGCACAGUUUAGCUAGAAGAAAUCAACUUGUAGAACAAAUUGUCAUAUGUAAUGACAAGUCUGAAGUAGUGGAGUACUGUAUAAAACUAGAACAAAGAAAAAAACAUUAAUAUGGCCCAUGGUAGCCAAAUAGGAUGUUGCAUAUUAUUUUCUAACUUGUCAGUGUCUGAUUUUUAUGUAGAGCACUGCUGUUUUAGGUCUGAUGCCGAUAGCAUUGCUUCCAGGGGAGAAUAACUUUGUAAAAUGAUAUUCAAUGGAACAUUCGACAAUUUUUUCUUCUUGAAUUCCAUAUGGAGAAAAGAAACGAUUUAUAGCAAAGGCAUAUGAAUUAAUGGUAGUGCCUGACAGACAGUGUUAUAUUUCACCCAUAUGCAACUCAAUGUUUCCUCCUAAGCUGUGCAGUAUGGAAAGGAAGUGGCUAAAGCAAGCUUCUGAUAAGGUCUUACAGCUCUACCUGACUGCAGGGAAUGGAAUUUUUCCAAAAAAAAUCCAAAAUGCCUAAGCUUAGAGGGAACAGUGUUCGGGCCCUUUCUUUGAACUAGUUUCUAUACGUGACGCCCAGAAUGUGUUGAGUUUUUAAUGAGAACAUCAGAGAUGAGUUUAACUUGAUGAGACCAAAUGAAUGUUUUACAGUAUUAGUCUAUCACACAGGCCACCUCAGUGACUGACUGUCUGGAAGGAAGCGCUCCUUCCCGACAGUUGGCUGCUUGUUCAGUGAAGGAGGCAUUUACAUGCAGCAAUCACCUCCACAGUAUGAGGAUAAGGGAUCGCUAUUGCCAUCCCUCUUGCUCAUACAGAAUCAUGGUUUCUGAGAAGCAGAUCUCUGUUUAGGCCACACGACCUUCUGCAAAAGCCAUGAUGGGUGGUGCUUGCAUAAAUGACAGGAUCACCAGAUAAAUGAGUCUUUCACUCUUCCAUCGGGUCAUCAGCGGCACAUUUACAUGGCCAGAUUGUCAAGAAUGACCAUUCGCAGGAAUGGUCAUUCCUGAUAAUCUGCCCGAUUCUCUGGCCGUGUAAAUGGACCUUUACUGUUUCUAACACUAAUUAUACAAUUAAUGGAGCACAAUAUCAGUAUUGCCUUAACAAGCAUAUGUAAAUUGUACGAAAUGUUUGUUUUCCUUCAGCACACUGUAUAGUCUUUUAAUCUCUUGACCCUAAAUGGUAUCACUCUGGAUAUAAUUCUCAGUUAAAGAGUUAUCCCAAGAUAUAAACUCCACAGUAUAGGGAAAAGUAAUCUGAUUAGUGGGGGUCGAACCACUGGGAACACCACUAAUCACAUACAAUGGUGGUCCUGAGCAUUUUCUAUGGGACUGCUGCUAGGUUCUGUAUGCUGUGGAUAGGGAAUAGUUUAUAUACUGGGACAACCUCUUUAAGUAGAAUGUUUACACAUACUUCACACACUAUAACUUUGAUAAAUGUAUGUAUGUCCUUGUUUAUAUGUACAGAAUGCACCAAAGAGCUAUGACAUGAUAAUAGAAUUGAAAGUAGAGUAUAUAAAAUAUAGAAUAUUUAUAUUUUACUGUAAACAAUGGUUUUCUUUGAGUUAUUUUUUCAUUUUACUAUUAAGAAUUAUAUGCUAAUGUAUUUUCUUCUUAAAAUGAUGUUAUACAGUCGCCCUCUAUUACAUAAAAUCAAAAUAUAGUACAUUGAUUUGGACUCCAAGGUAUUUAUGGCUAACAUGAUUUUUUUAAUCCCUUAAGUAUAUGUGAUUUUUAUGAUGCCAAAGCAUUA
Bufo gargarizans (Asiatic toad) is the source of this 7025-nucleotide messenger RNA. RefSeq names its product FERM and PDZ domain containing 1 (gene FRMPD1). Lineage: Eukaryota; Metazoa; Chordata; Amphibia; Anura; Bufonidae. Gene Ontology annotation, cellular component: cytoskeleton. Bases 652 to 5214 code for a protein of 1520 amino acids. The transcript has 17 exons. Gene Ontology annotation, molecular function: protein binding. The record is from RefSeq and is a predicted model, not a curated record.